GACCCUCUUCCCCUGGUACUAACAUUGCCUGGGUCGAGACGGAUCCACGAGGGAGAUCGAGUCAGUCUGUAUCAAAACACCAGCUGAGAGACCAACAACUGCUUGACAUGUGUUUCGAAUGUCACCCUAAACUCAGUACCCCGGGGUUCUCCUCCGGCUCCUCCCCAGAGAAAUGUGCGGCCCCCAGUUGAAGGCUGAAACACCACCAUUGUCUGGUUUCUUAUCAGUCGGCGCGGUGCUGAUUAAUCACCCCCGCUGGCUCGCGCAACGGGCCGCCGCGAUGGACAGGCUUUUCCUCUGCUUGGUUAGGGUCAAACACCUAUCUACAUUGCGGUAUGGACUACAGAAGCGAGUCCUACGAAGAUGACGGUCCCCUACAUGAGCACACUCCCAUGCUCAAGGGCCGUGCCCGUGAAGGGCAAUCAGUCUAUGGGCUCCGUGCCGAGCUCUGGCUCCUGCUGAGCCAGUCUUCCCCUCUCGUCAUCACGUAUCUAUUGCAGUUCCUCCCCUCGAUCUUGACCACGCUGAUUGCUGGCCAUCUGAGUGCCGAUGACCUCGCGGCAGCCAGCAUCAGCGGGACAACUGUCGCCAUCUGUGGCUCUGCCUUUAUCACAGGCAUGGCCACGGCGCUAGACACCCUGUGCGCGCAGACCUACGGCGCUGGCAACCGGAUUGGAGUCGGCAUCCACGUCCAGCGGAUGAUCCUCCUCAUGACGGCCAUCUGCAUCCCGAUCGGCGUCCUCUGGUGGCUCUCGCCCUCUCUCUUGCCAUUGGUUGUCAAGCAGCCCAAUCUUGCCGUCAAGGCUGGGUCCUUCCUCCGCGUCAGUAUCAUCGGGCUACCAGGACAGGCCUUUUACGAAGCCGGAAAGCGAUUCCUGCAGGUCCAGGACGACUACCAGGUCGCCAUGGUCCUUGCGCUGGCUUGCACACCAUUGAAUAUCCUCCUGAGUUGGGCCUUUGCCUUUCCGCUAGGCAUGGGGCUGGAUGGGGCAGCCCUAGGUUCUGCCAUAACUCAAGUCCUUCGGAGUUUCCUGUUACUCCUAUACAUUAUCCGAUACGCAAAAUGGUCCCACAGCUGCUGGGGCGGGCUGUCGCGCGACGCUCUCACAGAUUGGUAUCCCAUGGUUGUUUUAUCAAUGGCCGGUUCCGCCGCUGUGCUGAGCGAAUACGCUGCAUUCGAGAUCAUCACCUUCAGCUCGUCCUACCUGAGCACGGCGCACUUGGCCGCGCAAUCCGUCCUAACCACCAUCUCCAUUGUCAGCUGGCACGCCCCAUUUUCAGUCAGUGUAGUCUCGAGCACGCGAAUCGGCCACCUAGUAGGAGCAAGACAGGCGACGACCGCUCGCCGUGUGUCCAUCAUCCACGGCUUCGUCUUCCUAGGUGUAGGCUUCCUGAACGCAUUAAUAACGAUCAUAUUCCGCAAUCAACUACCUCAAAUUUUCACCCGCGAUCCGCAGACUCUGGAUAUCUGCGCCAAGUCCAUCCUCGCCGUGUCCGUCUUCCAGAUCGCAGAGGCACUCAUGUGCGGAACGAACGGCAUUCUCCGGGGUCUAGGCCGGCAAUCCUUUGCCGCUUGCGUUGUCUUUAUCGUCAAUUAUCUCGGUGCCGUGCCGCUCGCUCUCUGGCUACAGCUCGGCUCGCCUGGCUGGGGGCUCAACGGGUUCUGGCUCGGUCUACCAAUCGGUAUGAUCGCGAUUGCCGGCAUUGAGGCUGUAUAUAUGAAGUUCAUUAGAUGGGAUACAUAUGUCGAUGAGGCUGGACCAACGGAUUGAGAGUCAUGUCAAUUGGAGAUAUCGAUAUCAUGGCUAUGCCAUGCUCUUCACUUAAAAAUUAGAAUUCAUCAUAGAAGUCAUUGACUCGAUUGCAUUCACGUUCUGGG
This is a messenger RNA of Aspergillus ibericus CBS 121593, 1879 nucleotides long. RefSeq names its product MATE family efflux transporter. The record is from RefSeq and is a predicted model, not a curated record. Gene Ontology annotation, cellular component: membrane. Gene Ontology annotation, biological process: xenobiotic detoxification by transmembrane export across the plasma membrane. The coding region runs from base 336 to 1772 and encodes 478 amino acids. Gene Ontology annotation, molecular function: antiporter activity; xenobiotic transmembrane transporter activity. The transcript has a single exon. Lineage: Eukaryota; Fungi; Ascomycota; Eurotiomycetes; Eurotiales; Aspergillaceae.